Molecule: messenger RNA, 2398 nt
Organism: Mytilus trossulus (common blue mussel)
Lineage: Eukaryota; Metazoa; Mollusca; Bivalvia; Mytilida; Mytilidae
Product: neuronal acetylcholine receptor subunit beta-4-like
Exons: 1
Coding region: 87-1262 (391 amino acids)
Biological process (GO): chemical synaptic transmission; signal transduction; regulation of membrane potential
Cellular component (GO): plasma membrane; neuron projection; synapse
Molecular function (GO): transmembrane signaling receptor activity; transmitter-gated monoatomic ion channel activity involved in regulation of postsynaptic membrane potential; excitatory extracellular ligand-gated monoatomic ion channel activity
Source: RefSeq, a predicted model, not a curated record
ACUAUAACUUUAAAGUAACUAGUAUAUAAAACAAUUUAUAUCACUGUCCCUAGCCCAUUCUUGACAACACCGUCAAAAGUAUAAAGAUGAUACGGUGGAUAUUUCUGUUUUCGGUUUUUGGUCGUAUUGUUUGUCAGAGUAAUACGGAUGUUCAAAACUUACUAACACAACUUUUCACAACAAAUAGUUAUAACUAUUUGAUCCGACCUAGCACCGACCAGUCAGUGACAAAAGAAGUCUAUAUAAGUUUCACUCUUUACGGAAUAACGGGAAUUGACGAGAUUGAACAGAAACUUACAACUACGGGAUGGUUGGAGGUACAUUGGCAAGAUGACCUUUUGACAUGGACACCUUCCAGUUAUGGUGGAUUACAGGAACUUUAUGUUCCACAGGGAAAUAUCUGGAAACCGGAUAUCUCAUUGCAAAAUGGUUUCACUGAUUUGGAAGAACUCGGAUCUAAAUUCAUUCAAGUAAAUAUUCAGAGCGAUGGUCAAGUCACGUGGCGUCCCUUUCAAGUGUUCAGUACAAAGUGCAGUCUUGAUUCGACCUAUUUCCCUUUCGAUAGACAAACAUGUGACCUAGUGUUCGUCGCGUGGAGUCUUGAUCGACACGAUGUAUUUCUUGCGCAAUAUUCUGACGGAAUAGAAAUUUCUGAAGAAUUACAAUCUCAUGGAGAAUGGGAAAUAAUAACAUCGUCCGCUACAGACGAGGUAGAAAGUUACGAAACUAAAGUAAAAUUUACAAUUGUUAUACAGAGGAAGCCAUUGUUUGUUAUUAUGAAUUUUGUUCUUCCCAUCAUAUUGCUCUCUCUAUUGGACAUUUUCACUUUUAAGAUUCCCGCGGAUAUUGGAGAGCGAUUGGGUUACACGAUUACUGUAUGGUUGUCAUUUGCGGUAUUUCUGACGAUUGUUUCAGCUUCUCUUCCUCAGAGUUCAGAAACGGUCCCUAUAAUGUCCGUUUAUAUAAUUAUACAACUGGUUAUGGGAACUCUCAUUGUGCUUAUUUCGACCGUAGAAUCUGGUUUGAUAACUCUUUCAUCGGAAGAACCAGUAUACAAGAUAUUGAAAAUUCUUGCAAUACGCAUGCGUGGUAAAAAGGUUUCUAUUUCAGAAGAAUCCAAAAAAGAUGCAGUAGCAGAGGAGGAUGUCACGUGGAAAGAAGCUAUCACAGCAUUGGAUAGAUUAUUGUUUUGGAUUUGCUUUGCGAUAUUCGUUCUAUCCACCAUGAUUGCUUUUCUAGUUGCUGGAUUGAAAUACAAAUGACAACUUUCAAGUUUCUAUACAGUUUGUAUCUACAGGACUGUUUUUAUCUUACUUAUUCAAAUAAUAGUGACAAAUACAAUGGUUUGAAUUUGUUUUAUUGGGAAAUCAAAAACGUUAUUCUUUACUUUCAUUUGUGAAAGACCAUUUAACUUCAAGGCGGAGUUAUGAUUUUUUCAUUAAAAAAAUAUUCUGAUCCCCAAUUUGAUGUCAACAAGCAAAUGACCAAAUAAAACGUUUUGUACUCAGAUUUUUCCCAUACCUUAUAGUUCUAAAUUUUGAAAACAAUUACUUUGAUUGAUAGCGUUGAAGACAAAAAAAUCAAGUUUGACACAGACAAAAUACCAUAAUCCCGCCUUGGUGUUAAAUGGUUUCUCCCUUAGGCAAAAAGUAAUGUGCUUCCAACCUCCAGACCAAUACUUAAUGUUCAUGUCUACCCAUUUAAAUUUUAUGUACAAUUUUGAUGAGGCACAACAAGGAUUUGUAUAGUGACACUAUAAAAAUCCUUUGGUACAAUAAGUGUGAAGAAUAUUGUUUAUCAAGCACCAACCUAUAAAUCCAAAAUAUUCCGUUAAAAUCUGUGUAAAUUUAAAAAAAAAAAGAAUAAAACAGUUUACCCAAACGCUUUUUUGUUCUUCCGGGCGUCAGGAAACAAGUGCAUAAUUUUACUUGUCCUACACCAAAAACUUAUCUUCUCUCAUCAUAAAAAUUCUUUAAAAUAGUAAGGUUUGUCUUUUUAUUUGAUAUAGUAAUAAUGUUCUGCUCAGCUGAUUCGGCUUCUUCUUUCCGUAGUUUUCUUUCAUAUAAUAAAUUGAGAAUAGAAAUCGGGAAUAUGUCAAAGAGUCAACAACCUGACCAAAGAGCAGAUAACAGCCGAAGGCUACCAAUGAGAUAAUAAUAGGCAACAUGUUCCAGAAUAAAGAACGAUAAAAUUAAAGAAUAGAGAAAAUAGGCAAAACAGAUUAGAAAAUGGGAAAAAAAAAUGUCAAAUAAAUUAUAAAUUUAUUUAGAGAAAAAUGGUCUAAAAUUAAACUAAUGGAUCCUCGAUUCAGAUAAUCAACUUUUUUUUUACAGUUUUUAAUUGUUAUUUAUUUACUUUUUUAUUUAUUUUGAAUAGUUUUCAGCGGUAAAACUAUCAA